AUGAAACUAAUGAAACUUGACGAUUUAUUAGACAAAACUCCUUUUGCUCACCACCCCACAAGGUGUUGCUUUUUUUUACCACUUCGUUCCGGCAGUUUGUUAAUCGGAUUACUCUUAAUAUUACAAAGCGUGUGGUUCGCUGCAGGUUAUUUCGUUGGGAUUGGAGUUUAUCGUUCACAUGUAUCCCGAGGCAUAGAAAUACUUUACGGUUUUCUUUUCCUAAUAGCUGUCCCAAUAGGACUUCUUGGGGUUUAUGCAACGAAAUCGCAACGCUCAAAUCUUGUUCGACGUUUUUCACAAUUAUACUGGUUGGCAAUAUCCGUACUGUUGAUUCUGCACUUUGUAGAUUUAAUUCUUGCAUACGUCUGGAAAAAAGACAUAGUAAGAACUUGCAAGAGCGAUUUGGUUUACUUGAUACCAGCAAAUACAAGUACUGUCACUGUUCCUUAUGACCCUGACGCACCAACACCUAAACAAAUCGAUGAUGCAUGUAACGCGUCAAUUCGUUUAUCUUUGACUUGGUCAUUCUUAGACUUGAUAUUUAUACGUCUUACAUUAUUAGUAUAUUUUGCUGUGGUAGUAAAUGAGUAUAGCAAAAAAUUAACGAAGAGGAAUGGUAACUCUAGCGGGAAACAAAAUUGCAUUGCUUUUGAUGAUAAGAAUCCACAAUUUGGUGAAAUAGAAUCGGGAAAAUCAAACUUCAUUGUUUCUGAUGAUAAGAAGAAUCCACAAUUUGGUGAAAUAGAAUCGGGAAAAUCAAAUUUCAUUGCUUUUGAUGAUAAGAAUCCACAAUUUGGUGAAGUAGAAUCAGGAAAAUCAAAUUCCAUUGCUUUUGAAGAUAAGAAUCCACAAUUUGGUGAAAUAGAACCAGAAAAAUCAAAUUCCAUUGUUUUUGAUGCAAUGAAUCCACAAUUUGGUGAAAUAGAAUCAGAAAAAUCAAAUUCCAUUGCUUUUGAUGAUGAGAAUCCACAAUUUGGCGAAAUAGAAUCAGGAAAAUCAAAUUUCGUUGCUUUUGAUGAUAAGAAAAAUUCCUGA
Molecule: messenger RNA, 1035 nt
Organism: Ambispora gerdemannii
Lineage: Eukaryota; Fungi; Glomeromycota; Glomeromycetes; Archaeosporales; Ambisporaceae
Source: the annotation of a GenBank genome assembly